AUGCCCGAAUUACAGAUCUCAUCGACACUGCCACUGAAAUCUGGGAACCGGAUCCCCGUGCUGGGCUUCGGCACCUGCGCGAGCGCCACAUGUACUCAGUCGGCGCUGGCCGCGCUGAAACACGGGUACCGGCACCUCGACACGGCGCAGGUGUACCGCAACGAGACCGAGACAGGCGCCGCCAUCGUACAGAGCCACAUCGACCCGUCGGAGCUGUUCGUCGUCUCGAAGCUGUGGGAAGACAUGUACAGUCGCGAGGGGGCGCUCGCGGGCGUCGAGGGCUCGCUGAAGAAACUCGGCCUGCCCGCCAUCGACCUGUACCUGCUGCACACACCGCGACCGGGGCGCGUGGCGCGGCACGAGGCGUGGUUGGGCCUGCAGGACGCCGUGGAGAAAGGUCUCGUCAAGAGCAUCGGGGUGUCCAACUGGUCGGCUAAGCACAUCGACCAACUCAUGGCCGAGCCUGGCGUCUACAUCGAGCCCGUGUGCAACCAGGUCGAGCUGCACCCGUGGAGCCAACAGCGCCAGCUCGUCGCGUACUGUCAGGCUAAGGGCAUCGUCGUGGUCGCCUACUCGCCGCUCACGCAGGGCAAGAGGCUGAAUGACCCGACCAUCGCCUCGCUCGCGAAAAAGUACGGCAGGACCCCCGCGCAGAUCGUCCUGCGGUGGGGCCUGCAAAAGGGACUGGUGGUGAUCCCCAAGAGCGACAAGGAGCCGCGGAUUAUCGAGAACAAGGGUAUUUUUGGCUGGGAGAUUUCGCCCGAGGAUGUUGGUGUCAUCGACGCCCUGGACGAAGGAAUGAAGGCGAAGGUAGGAGACUGGGAUCCUGAUGCCUGGGACUGA
Messenger RNA from Fonsecaea erecta, 843 nucleotides. RefSeq lists its product as hypothetical. Lineage: Eukaryota; Fungi; Ascomycota; Eurotiomycetes; Chaetothyriales; Herpotrichiellaceae. Gene Ontology annotation, molecular function: oxidoreductase activity. Bases 1 to 843 code for a protein of 280 amino acids. The transcript has a single exon. The record is from RefSeq and is a predicted model, not a curated record.